GUGCCGGUGAUCUGGAGCCGAGGACAGCAGCGGCUCUGGCCUACGGGGACCUGCCGGGGCCGCUGCCAUGGGGGAAUGACGCGCCUACGCUGGCUGUUGCGCGGCAGCGGCGAGACAUGAGGAGACCCCGCAGUGGGGACAGCGGCGGCGGCUCCUGAGCCCCGGGAUGGAGGAGAAAUACGGCGGGGACGUGCUAGCCGGCCCCGGCGGCAGCGGCCUCGGGCCGGUGGACGUGCCCAAUGCCCGGUUAACAAAAUAUAUUGUGUUGCUAUGUUUCACCAAGUUUUUUAAGGCAAUGGGACUUUUUGAAUCAUACGAUCUCCUAAAAGCAGUUCACAUUGUUCAGUUCAUUUUUAUCUUAAAGCUUGGGGCUGCAUUUUUUAUGAUUUUAUUUCAAAAGCCAUUCUCUUCUGGCAAAACUAUUACUAAACACCAGUGGAUCAGAAUAUUUAAACAUGCUCUUGCUGGGUGCAUUAUCUCACUCUUGUGGUUUUUUGGCCUUACUCUUUGUGGACCACUAAGGACAUUGCUGCUAUUUGAGCACAGUGAUAUUGUUGUGAUUUCACUGCUCAGUGUUUUGUUCACUAGUUCUGGAGGAGGACCAGCAAAGACAAGAGGGGCUGCUUUUUUCAUUAUUGGUGUUAUCUGCUUAUUGCUUUUCGACAAUGAUGAUCUCAUGGCCAAAAUGGCUGAACACCCUGAAGGCCAUCACGACAGUGCUUUCACCCACAUGCUUUACACAGCCAUUGCCUUCCUCGGGGUGGCAGAUCACAAGGGUGGAGUACUAUUGUUAGUACUGGCUUUGUGUUGUAAAGUUGGUUUUCACACAGCUUCCAGAAAGCUCUCAAUUGAUGUUGGUGGAGCCAAACGUCUUCAGGCUUUAUCUCAUCUUGUUUCUGUGUUGCUUUUGUGUCCAUGGGUUAUUGUGCUUUCUCUGACCACUGAGAGUAAAGUUGAAUCUUGGUUUUCUCUCAUUAUGCCUUUUGUAACGGUUAUCUUUUUUGUUAUGAUCCUGGACUUCUAUGUGGAUUCCAUUUGUUUAGUCAAAAUGGACAUUUCCAAAUGUGCUCGCUAUGGAUCAUUUCCCAUUUUCAUUAGUGCUCUCCUUUUUGGAAAUUUUUGGACACAUCCCAUAACAGACCAGCUUAGAGCUAUGAACAGAGCCACUCAUCAAGAAAGCACUGAACAUGUCCUGUCUGGAGGAGUGGUAGUGAGUGCGGUAUUUUUCAUUUUGUCUGCUAAAAUCUUGUCAUCUCCUUCUAAGAAAGGACAGAAAGGUACCCUUAUUGGCUAUUCUCCUGAAGGAACACCUCUGUACAACUUCAUGGGUGAUGCAUUUCAGCAUAGUUCUCAGUCCAUCCCCCGGUUUAUUAAGGAAUCACUUAAACAAAUUCUAGAGGAGAGUGAUUCUAGGCAAAUCUUUUACUUCUUAUGCUUGAAUCUGCUUUUUACCUUUGUGGAAUUAUUCUAUGGCGUGCUGACCAAUAGUCUGGGUCUGAUCUCUGAUGGAUUUCACAUGCUCUUUGACUGCUCGGCUUUGGUCAUGGGACUUUUUGCUGCCCUGAUGAGUCGAUGGAAAGCAACUCGGAUUUUCUCCUAUGGGUAUGGCCGAAUAGAAAUUCUCUCUGGAUUUAUUAAUGGACUUUUUCUAAUGGUAAUAGCCUUUUUUGUGUUCAUGGAGUCAGUGGCUAGAUUGAUUGACCCUCCAGAAUUAGAUACACACAUGUUAACGCCAGUCUCAGUUGGAGGACUGAUAGUAAACCUUAUUGGUAUCUGUGCCUUUAGCCAUGCCCAUAACCAUAGCCACGGAGCUUCUCAUGGAAGCUGUCACUCAUCUGAUCACAGCCAUUCACACCAUGCACAUGGGCACAGUGACCAUGGGCAUGGGCAUGGGCACAGCCACGGAUCUUCAGGCAGAAGCAUGAAUGCCAACAUGAGAGGUGUAUUUCUACAUGUUUUGGCAGACACACUUGGCAGUAUUGGUGUGAUCAUAUCCACAAUUCUUAUAGAGCAGUUUGGAUGGUUCAUUGCUGAUCCCCUCUGUUCUCUUUUUAUUGCUAUAUUAAUAUUUCUCAGUGUUAUCCCACUGAUUAAAGAUGCCUGUCAAGUCUUACUCCUGAGACUGCCACCAGAAUAUGAAAAAGAGCUCCAUAUUGCUUUAGAAAAGAUACAGAAAAUUGAAGGCUUAAUAUCAUACCGAGACCCUCAUUUUUGGCGUCAUUCUGCCAGUAUUAUAGCAGGAACAGUUCAUAUACAGGUAACAUCUGAUGUGCUGGAACAAAGAAUAGUGCAGCAGGUUACAGGAAUACUAAAAGAUGCUGGAGUAAAUAAUUUAACAGUUCAAGUGGAAAAAGAGGCAUACUUUCAGCAUAUGUCUGGUCUAAGUACUGGAUUUCAUGAUGUUCUGGCAAUGACAAAACAAAUGGAGACUAUGAAUUGCUACAAAGAUGAUACUUACAUCAUGUGAGAGAACUCAAGAAUUACUGUUUAGAUGUGAACAGUGAAGAGUAAAUGACAGUAUUUUAAUAAUAUUGCACAUAAUUGUACAGAAUCA
This is a messenger RNA of Elephantulus edwardii (Cape elephant shrew), 2554 nucleotides long. It is a transcript of the gene SLC30A5, whose product is annotated as solute carrier family 30 (zinc transporter), member 5. The transcript is spliced from 16 exons. Gene Ontology annotation, molecular function: zinc ion transmembrane transporter activity. The record is from RefSeq and is a predicted model, not a curated record. Gene Ontology annotation, biological process: intracellular zinc ion homeostasis; transmembrane transport; zinc ion transport. Lineage: Eukaryota; Metazoa; Chordata; Mammalia; Macroscelidea; Macroscelididae. The coding region runs from base 167 to 2467 and encodes 766 amino acids. Gene Ontology annotation, cellular component: Golgi apparatus; membrane.